CACGUUAGCAUCUGGCGCACGCAGGGUGGAAGUGAAGGGAACCGCUCACUUAUCCCUCACGAGCUCUUUGCCAGCCCUGGGAGAUCCCGCAGAUACUUGACAAAUGGCGCAAACGUGUCCCUGAAGCGAGCCUGGCGCAUCCCGAGCGGCGCAAAGCGGCUGUCAACUUGCAAACCCAGCCGGUUAGCCGGAUGGCUAGUGGUAACGAGCCGCCGUGCAUUGUCGGACAAUCGGCUAGCGACGCUCCGGCUAAUGCGCCUUUAGCCACCUCGCCGUCACUGACAUCCCACCGUGCGCUGGCGACACGACAUGUCUGCGUAACUUUUUGUCCGCCGGACACCCUGUCGCUGCAGGAUUUCCACAAUGGGGAGCGAGCGCAGCAAUUGCAGGCCGCAGUUCGGAGACAAUAGCAAGCUAACCCAGCUAGCGAGCUGCCGAGGCUGCUUAGCCCGCUAACGGCUCGUCUCGCCCCGGGUGCGUGUCUGGAGCCGCACUGAGAAAAAAAAAGAAGGUGUCUGCACUAUGGAGGAGGAGGAUAUGACGGAGCAAAUCACAGCAACUUGUAGCCAACCCCUGUUCCACAAUCCAGACCUAACCGUGGCAGACCGGGGCCCAGCACCCUGGCAUCUCAGCUCCGACCUGGUGUCAACCGAGGAGUGGCUCAGUAAUGGCACCUGUGAAGUAGAGACAAUGGACCACCCGGCUCAAAAGAGUGACGACAUGUCCGAGUUUUCGAACAGCGACCUCUCCCUGCCCGAGGUCUGCAUUUCCACCAACAGCAAUAGCCCCGAGGAGGAGAAUAUGAACCACGAGGUCCAGCAAGCUUACAGGAUAUUCACCUGCUUUCUGCUGGACAAGCACAAAGGGAUCGCCGGCCCGUUCCUCCAUCCCGCGGGGCACCAGGAGGCCCAGCACGGUAUCGGAGGCGUCCGGGGACGGGGUCAGGCGCAGCUCAGGCAGUCCAUGUGUUUGCGGCGGAUGGAGGAGAAGUUCACCAGCCAGGAGUAUGGGACAAUAACAGAGUUUGUUGCAGACUUCAGGCUGAUGUUGGAGAACUGUUAUCGCAACCACGGGGUGGACCACUGGAUCUCCAAACAGGCUCAAAAGCUGGAAAUUAUGCUGGAGCAGAAGCUUACAUUACUGUCCAGGACGCUGCGAGAGAAGACCACCUUGGCAGUGACCUCUAAAGGUCGUUUUGGUGCUGAGGAGGAACGUGGAUCGGGGGGCACCUCCACGAGAAGGAGACUGGCGCCUCGGAGCCUGGCUACGAUCACUGUUGGUGGGCAUGAGUCUAUCAUGGUCCAGAGCUUGCGGCAAGAGGAACAACAGAGGGUCAAGGAGGAGAAGAGGCAACGUGAGCUCGAGAAGAAAGAAGCAGAGGAAAUGUCCGCCAAAGAGGUGGAAGAGUGGGAGCAGACCUUAUUGUCACAGGCUUCCCCCCACACUGUGGAUGCACUCUGGGAACUCCCUGCCAUAGGGCAUUUCCUCUGCCUGGCUCAGAGUGCUCUUAACCUCCCAGAGAUUGUAUUUUUUGAGCUGGAGCGUUGUUUGCUGAUGCCUCGCUGCAGCCUCCUACUCUCCAAAAUCAUGUCUUCCCUGCUGUCCCCUCCCCAGCGGAGGGCCACUCUAUCCCGGCGGCCUGCACUGCCUUACCGCCGCUGGGAGUCAGAGCUCAGGCAGAAGGUCAUGACUUGGUAUAGAGUUGUAGGUGCCUCGCAUGAUCAGCCAGGUCGGGCUGAGCAGCUGGGACUCUGCCUCCAAUUUUUCAGCACCCUCGGGGAGGUGAGCCCUAUGGAGGAGAAUCCUUUUCACUUGCUGCCGUUCUACCAGCGAGUGUGGCUUCUGAAAGGCCUGUGUGACAAUGUGUAUGAGACACAGAAGAGUGUGCAGGAUGCUCUGCUGGCCCAGCCUAUCCAUGAAUGUCGGGAGUCUAUUUUGGGCUAUGACAGCCAGGAGAAUGCUUAUAUACAUUUCCCACACUUUUGUGGGGCAGACUUGAGGAUCUACUGCCAGAGCCCCAGCGCACCCCCGGCCUUCCCUUUCCCUUCUGUAUGGGUAAAAAGGCUCGAAAUGGAGCCAGGGUCAGAGGGAGAGGGGUCGGAUGGGAUGAAGGCUGAAGGAAACGAAAGUGACAGGGAGUGGUACGGACGCUCUAUGGACACAGGAGAGUCUGAUGAUUUCGGAAAGGGGAGAGCAGAGACAUUUGGCCUUUUCGAAAGGGAAAAUGGGGAAGAGAAGGAACAUAAAGGUUUGAAAUUCUGGUCAUUGAAGAAGGAGGAGGGGUCUGAAUCAGGGUCCUCUGAUGGAGACUCCUGUAAAGACUCUAAAUUGGACUUAAAAAUACACACUAACUCCGUAGCCCUUCCCUACACCAGCCCAACUAGAAGAUGUGGUAUGAAAAUACCUAGAGAAGAAGAGACAGUAGAGUUGGAGCAUCAAUCCAAGAGAUUGAAACGGAAGAGGGGCUUCUCAUUGUCCUCAAAGCGUACCAUUGAUGCAGAUACACAGGAGCCCUGUCUGAGUGUAGGGGAGCACAGCUACACAGGAAGGUCUCCCGCUCGCUCAGUGAAUCUGGCCUCUCCAACCAAACUGGUGGGUCUUAAAAUUGAAGGAGAAAGUCCCAGUCAGGGAUGCAAAAAUACUUCCUGUAUGCAGUGUUGUGAAAGCAAAACAGGUAAUGCUGAGUCAGAGGGGCGUGGGUGCUGCUGUGGAACACCAGGGUUAGUUUCACAGGUGUCUUCUGAGAGUACUCGGAACUCAAGUGAAGAGAGGGCGAGCGACAAAAUUUGGACUAAAAAGAAAAAACAGCGGAAGAAAAGGCGAGGGAGGGAACAGCUGCCGAGGGUGAAAGAAGAGCACAUGCAGCUGCAGCACGAGGACAGGGUGAGGCUGUGCCCAGCUGAGGCUGCCAAGCCUGCAGUGCGGCGAGUCGCCACAACAAUCAAGACAAAAGACGGGAAGAAAAAACAUAAAACAGGGAAAGAUCUAGAAUCUUCAAAGAACAUUACAGAUGAACCUUCAGUUGAACCAUCCUUCAAGUUGGUUUGCACCAGUCUUCAAGAGUUGCGAGAGCUGAUAAGUAAGACAGAAGAUGAGCUUGAUGACUUGGAGAGCAAUAAGAAGAGACUGCACGGUAGGUGGUAUAAUCGGAGAGAAGCAGUAAAGGACCUCCACAGCACUCUAAUCCGACUACUGAAUGAGCUCUCACCCUGGGAACCCAAACUUGUAAAGGCCUACCAAAGGAACAGGCUUCGUUUGAAGAAGGAAUUUGAUGAUUUCAAGAAGCACCCCGAGUACAAUAAUUUUGUGCGUGAGGAGUGUGUUUCAUCAUCAUCAUCAGAGGAAGAUGAAGAGAGGGAUUUGGGGAAGGACAUGUUUUCCCUCACAGAUGUUUAUAGAAGAUCAGAAGAGGAAGACCUGGAACAUGUGGUACCUAGAGGUCUUUGGAGUGGAGCAAGUACCAGGGGUUUUGUGGCUGACUCUGGUGGAGAAUCCGUGGCGACCUACACACCUCCCAUCCACCUGAAACAGCCUCUGUCCAGCACGGAGACAGGAGUCGGUCUGCUACCAAGAGUUCAGGCUGGCGGCAGAAACACUGCUUCUACUGCUGACUCUGUGCCACCGUCUAGAUCUGAACUGAUCCCAUCAAAUCAAUCCAUUGACUCAAACUCGGCAUGGGCACCAGGGUUAAAAGCCCAGACUCCGCUGCCACUCAGACCCACCAUUCUCCACCCCACCACUGGAUUACCUAAGGGCUACACGCCCAUCCCCACCCUGCUGGCUAAGAGUGUGGGAAACAAAGUGACCUUAAUGAAACGGCCUGCUGAUGGUUCAGGGUUCAACAAUAUAGACAGACAGAGCAAAGGGUCUUUGUUCUCCCUGCCUGCCUCUGCAAUGGUUACGACAAAACUCUCAAAAGCACAAACCUCUAAAUCCAGUUCCCAGCAGUUCUCACAACAAAUGCAGCCGCAAGGACAACAACAGACACAGGUACACAGACAGCCAGGAAUGGCCACAGUGACGGCAGCUCCUCUCAAAUCGCCGCAGGCCAAACCAACCCAGACUGUCCCAGUUAAUCCUGUCAUGAACCACAGCACUGGAGAGAAAGGCCUGCAGCAAGUGGUGAUUCUAACGUCGAAUAUUCUUUUUCCCAAAGCUGAAGACAGGGCGCCGUUUUUACAUCAGCAUCAAUCAAAGGACAUCCAGUCCCCGGUUUCGAAAGUGGCCAGCCCUUUCUGUAUUUCCACCAGUGUGCCUGGGUUCACCAUCCCUGAAAACAGAAUCCCUGUUCAGCAAGUGGCUCCCUUAAAAGAUGCGAGGACAGUAAGAACACCCUCUCCUUCUUUCCCCCCUCGUCAGCAACAGGGGGUCCUGAACAAGAGGGCACAUAUCUGCAGCCCCCAAGCCAGCUCACCACACGGUGUCAUGCCAAACCUCUCACCCAUCAGGUCUACUUCCAGUGCAGUUUCUACUGAGCCUCUUGAAUCUAAAGAACUUAAGCAGGAGCUCAAGACCGUGUGUAUCCGUGACUCGCAGUCAAUCCUGGUAACAACUAGAGGGGGCAACACGGGCAUCGUCAGAGUUCAGUCAUCCUCAGUCCACGGUGGGCUUGGCUCUUUGCCCGCCAGUCCAGUCAUCACCAUCUCACCUCAGUUUAAAGCCUUCCUGGUAUCCAAGUCGUCAACGGCGUUUUCUCCAUCUCCUCCGGCUCAGACGUCCCCUUUCAGCAUCCCGGCAGUGACGAGUGUCUCAGUGGCCCCACCUCAGAAGCAGGAUCCCUCGGUUUUAAAGACUCUUUCCACUCUCACAUCCCCCAUGCACACUGCAGUCACUGGUAGCAUUCCCAUUGCAGUCCCAGGAAGCCAGACUACAGCUACUUCUGUUGCUCUAAGUCAAGACUCUUACACCUCAGCUUGUUCUACAGCUGCAAAAAAGAUUGGCCAGCUAGCGCAGACAGCCGCCGCUGCUGCUUCACAUUUUCAGACUUCAUUGGUAAAAAAUACUGUCGCUGUCCCAUCACUGAGUAGUUCUGGUGUUCCCCAAGUUCUCACACAAGCAGAAGUCAGCAAGAUGGGUGUAAAACGGCUCAGUACAGAUGAGCGAUCCCAAGUAACUAAAUUCAUCCUGGUCACUCCCUCCUCAACCCCCACCUCAACUGUAGCUUUAUCAAGAGGCACAACCUCUUCCACAAAGUCACCUACUAGUUCCAGAGUCAUGUUUAUCAGCCAGCCUUCAGCCACAUCUUCCCCCACCUUCAUGGGAAGCAUUCCAAAGCAGGCGAUAGCAGCAGCAGCCAGUGGACAGCAGCUGACCACUUCAUUACCCAGUCAGACUCUAAAGAUGGGAUCAAGCCCUGCUCAACACAUCAGCAGUUCAGCAUCGCCCAUGGUCCAGAACAUCAGUCUGCCCUCAGGGGUUCAAAUCCAGUUGUCAGGAAAGACGACAACCAUUGGACAGACCAUUGGUGCCCUGUCACGUUCUCCUUCCAAGAGCACUUAUCUCUCAGAUACAGGCUGUCCCACAGCUGCCACCCAUGGACUGGUCCCCGUCACAAAUAUCAUCACACCCUGUCCUGCACAGCAUGCCCCUCACGCUACCCUGACCACCAGCUCUCCACUCCAGGGUACCGCUUCCUUCACUAUGCUCUCCCAGACAGGCAUGUCCACAUCUGCUGCAGCCACUCUGCCCACAGGAAACACGAUCCAGAAACACCUCAGUAUGUGCGCAAGCGAACCACCCAGCAGCACUCCUGCUCAGGUAAACACUACUGUGCAGAGUAGUCCAGCUCAAACCUCCACAUCCCCUCAUGUCCGUCAGCAAUCCUAUAUCCAAAGUGGCAUUGGUGAGAAAACUUCCUUCUCAUCUUCCUCUCAACUUGUUCAAAAUUAUAACCAUAAAUCCAUUUCCUCAGCAACAACCACCAGUCCCCCAUUCUCCACCUCUUCUACUGGCACAAUCCAGCAGAGGGUAGUCAUCAACACGUCUACACCCCUUGCAGCUGGCACGCAGAUCAUUCUUAACAAUGCACGCUUUGUAGUCCCUCCCCAGGGUUUAGGUCCAGGCAGUCAUGUCCUUAUCAUCUCUAGCCCUGCACCACAGCAAGUGCCUACUGCCAGCGUUACCAGCACUGGAGCAUCAGCACCUCCCCUCGGGGCAGGCCAUCUCACUGUAGCCCCUCAAGCGCCAGUUUUACCCCAGUCCCCAGCUAGGCUACCUGGUGUACCAGCUGUGAGUUCUCCUUUUGUAACCUGCUCACCUGCUGUUGGUCCUACACUGUUAGCAACCACUCCCAAUGUCAAACCAGUUCAACUAACAGCAGCACCUGGCCUCGGCUCAACAAUGUCACACAGUAGAACAAAUGUGUCUGCUCUGCCUAGCUUGUCAUCGGUGCAGGCCGGUCACUUUGCAUCAUCUCCUUUAGGUUCACCCACUCUGGUCUCACCCCCACCAAGGCUGGGCAGUGUACCGUCUCUAUUCUCCCCAGUGGUUACUAGCGCCCCUGCUUUUCAUUCAGCCCUGGCUCCAUUUAGGUUACCUGCAGGUACAGCCACGCAGGCUAACUGUUCAACCACAGUCUUGUCUGCAGUAGCACACUCACUGCCCAGAUUUUCAGUCCCUCUUUCAUCCCUGUCAGUUUUACCCAGCCCAUCAGCUGUAUCUCUGUCUAGUCCUGUCUUACCAGUUCCAACGCCCAUGUCCUCUGCCGCAGCUCCUCUGAUAACAGGCACACCUCUGUCUUCUGUUGCUGCCCAGCAGUGUCAAAGCAUAAGGUCUCAGCAGGCAGCCGUUAGAAUGGUUGAAUCCUCCACAGCUCUAUCACAGGCUUUACUGCACACGGGACUAAGCAACACUUGUUUCAGAAAGCAGGUGCCUGCACUCAUGCAACCUGUGCUUGCUGGCACACGAACACAAGUAGUGCCAACAGUGGCUGUCCCACCAAUUGUCAGCACUGUAUCUAGGAUGCAAACGCUCCCAGUUGCUACGGUCCCACCAAUCGGAAGUACUGUUACUACCUAUGAAACAGCAUUAGUGGGGACAACGCCUCCAUCCAGCAGCACUGUAAUGAUCACUUCAGCUCAACCACUAACAUCAGUGAAGACAAACGCCACCAUCCACCCACCUGUCUUUCUGACCAAUCCAGCACUUGGAAAGCACUCUUUGCAGACAUCCGCCUUGGGUUUUCAUACCAACGUAGCAUCCAAGCUACUAAUUAGUCCUGACGGGGCUGUUCUGAGCACGGCUCAAUGCCAGGUCAAUCCGACAGAGCUGCCUGCCUGCCCCAAACCUCUGGAUGCACUGCUGGUUUCCCCCAACAGUUCCCGCGGAGCACUACUCACACAUGAUUCCUCUUUUCUGCCUCCGCAGGCAGACACAAAGUGAAUCAGUCAUAUCCAUCGCUUGUAUUAAUCCUGGGAUUAGUUAAAUAACUGUUUUCCAGCUGUAGUUUGAUUCAUAAUUUACAUUUAGGACACAGUAGGUCUUACUCUGGUUAGAUCAUCUUCUAGGUAAACUGUAUACUCAAUCGAACUUACUGGAAAUGUAUACUGUGAUGGUUUACUUAAGUGGAAAAAGUUGAUGUUGCCCUGAUGAAUGUUAUAGACUAUUGACUUUCCUCUUUUUUCACCUAAUGGCCAGUAAUGACAACUGUUGUAACAAAAUGAGUAGAAAAUGGGAUGUUCACUAAUUUCAGCUCAAGUUUUUUUAAAUACUUUUCAUUGCAAUUGGACACUGCUUCAGUAAGUCAUAUUUGGGAUACUCUUCAUUGGUUCAUUCAUUGGUAUCCAGAUUUAGUCACGUUGUCCUUUUUUCAACUAGUUACAGUUCGAGAACUACAUUUUACUUUUUAGAAAUAUAAAUAAACCGAUAGAGGACUUUGUACAACCUGUCUGCGCCCAUAUAAAGUCACAUUUAUUUAUUUUUACCAUAUAGAUUUUUCAAAAGAUAUUUACUAGAUACACUUUCAUUGAAAAUUGUGGACGUAAUUGCAUGGAAAUAAACAAUGCGACUGUCCCCAGCAA
Molecule: messenger RNA, 8018 nt
Organism: Pleuronectes platessa (European plaice)
Lineage: Eukaryota; Metazoa; Chordata; Actinopteri; Pleuronectiformes; Pleuronectidae
Exons: 10
Coding region: 523-7380 (2285 amino acids)
Molecular function (GO): protein binding
Source: RefSeq, a predicted model, not a curated record